This is a messenger RNA of Scomber scombrus (Atlantic mackerel), 850 nucleotides long. It is a transcript of the gene glrx, whose product is annotated as glutaredoxin (thioltransferase). The record is from RefSeq and is a predicted model, not a curated record. The transcript is spliced from 3 exons. The coding region runs from base 38 to 358 and encodes 106 amino acids. Lineage: Eukaryota; Metazoa; Chordata; Actinopteri; Scombriformes; Scombridae.
UUUUUUCUCCUCCACAUCAUCCGUAGACCGGCUGGAAAUGGCGCAGCAGUUUGUGCAGACUAAAAUCCAAGGAGACAAAGUGGUGCUGUUCAUCAAGCCCACCUGCUCCUUCUGUAUCAAGGCCAAGGACGUGUUAGCCAAAUACAAGUUCAAGCCGGGACAUUUAGAGUGCAUUGAUAUAAGCGGACGCAGCGACAUGGGCACCAUGCAGGACUACUUCCUGGAGCUGACUGGAGCCCGCACGGUCCCACGGGUGUUCAUCGGUGAGGAGUGUGUUGGAGGCGGCAGCGAUGUCGAGGCGCUGCAUAAGAGUGGUAAACUGGAGGGCAUGCUGCAGUCUAUUGGAGCCUUGCAGUGACCCCUAGAUCUCCAGGGUUUUGGCGUCCAAGUGGGGGUCACAUGACAAUGCAGCGGGACUUGCGUAGUUUACGUCGGCGCUGCUGAUACUCACUGAGCUCCUGCAGGUACCCUCUGGACGGCCAGCGUAGCCUCUCCACCUGCUCACGCUCAUCCUCUGGAACACAAAAACACAAACCUUUAGAAGUAAUCUGCCAUACUGACAAAAAUACACUGCAUCAUUUACUACACUUGGCAUUUAUUCACACAGACACAUUCAGUAAUAACUCCUUGGACUGUUGCCAUGAACACGUUCAGGGAGGCUGAAAUAUGAUGCCAUGAUUUUGUUUAUGCCAACAAGCAACUGAAGAUCAGUGGUGAUCAAUCAUGUGCUGUCUUCUUAUUUCGGCCUUUGACUUUCGCUUGUGCCCUUCAAUACCCGUCCAGUGACUUUAAAUGAGUUUUAUGUUUACGACUAAUGAUGACAAUAAAACGUGCUACUGCAACUAACCAG